This is a messenger RNA of Owenia fusiformis, 1602 nucleotides long. Lineage: Eukaryota; Metazoa; Annelida; Polychaeta; Sabellida; Oweniidae. The record is from the annotation of a GenBank genome assembly.
AGAUAGUCCAGGGUCUUGAAGCAAUACUACAUCAACAGAUCAAGCUUGGCGAGGAUGAUAUAUCGAUAAUGCAAUCGAUUAUACAAUGCCUAGAGUCAGACAUAUAGUGCGCCACUUCAGCUUUCGCCCCAAAGCUAAAGAUAUGGAUCGUAAGAAGAAACAUCGAAGCGGCCCGGGAGACGGUUCGUGCAGUUGGACCGUGGUAUCAUUGCUCACGUGUUUAUUGGCCAACGGGAUCGUCAUCACCACACAGACGCUCAACAAUGGUUAUUUCUCCCAUUCCACUAGGAAAAAUAUCAUGAUAAAUGAACAUAAAGACCUGUUUUGUCACAAAGGAGAAUCGAUGACCAAAUCAACCACUGCUUAUUCUGUGAAACAAGAAACACAUUAUGCAAAAGUAAAAGAUAACCCAAUUAUAAAGAAUGAAGACGGACCAAAUGUUCCGCCAACCAACAUGAAUAUUCUACAUUCAAAUGUAUCCGGGUAUGCAGAAAUAGAGAAUAUGUUUAACGCUGUAGUGCAAUAUACUCCGUUCGCGAUGAAGUUACUUCUCGCAGAUAGCUUUACAAUGGAUGAAUUAACGAAUGAAUUUAGGAAGUAUUCCAUUAUACACGAUAUGGAUGGAGAUCCAACUCGCAAUGAGAACCUGAACACCAUUACUGAGAACGCUACUGUUGAAACUACUGCUAUUGAUAGUGUUAAUCUUGUUAAUGGGGAUGUUUAUGUCAUUGACGUUUCACACCGUCCAACGAAGCGUACCACAAAAUUAGAGAUCUCAAACGACAUUGACUCUGAUUCAAGUGGACUCAAAAGUAACCACGAAGCUCUAAAUAAUGGCCGAAAGAUACAAAAACCGAAGAUACUGCACACUGCAAUAGAUGGCGAAUAUAUCCACUGUCGAGUUUAUACUAUGCAAACUAAACCACCAAAGAAUACUAACAAAUCCAAAAAGGAGCAGCGGACUACACGUUCUGCGCCUGUUGCUGGAAAUCUGAUGGCGUCUCCUGAUGUUAAUACCAGAUGUUUAGUACAUCAUUCUGGAGUAAAUGCUUCAGGAACAAAUGUUCCUGAAAGAGAGAGGAAAUUUGUCUCUUGCACGAGUGGAACAGUGCAAAAUGGCAUUUGGAGUCCUGCUGAAACUACAAACGAAAUUUUACCAGAAUUGGAUACCUUAACCAUAUUAUAAACAUUAGUGAAAUUUUCUUUUUCUACUUUUUCAUGUGCCAUAUACAAUUGUAUACCGGGAAAUAUUUUCGCCUGGGAUAGUGUUUUAGCGAAUUUCGAGAACAUAGCCACAACUGCCGCAAUUUCUGGCUAUGAAUCUGUUUUUUACGAAACAGGAACUGCGCUACAUUUUAUCUUGAUUUACAAAAUUCUAGUUGCUCCAGCAGAAAUAGCAGAUUAGAGAAUUAAUUUUCGCGAUCAAGUGACCAGUUCCAAUUAUUUCGUAGUGCUAUAUGGAUACAUUGACUCGAAAUGUCAAAGCAUUGGUGUCAUUAUAACAAAGAUAACGACUGCUAAAUUGACUCUUUCCAACAAAACAGUUGUUGCACCUGUCGUAAGACUGCCGUUGUAUCAACCAAUAAUCGCGAAAUUGAAAAU